This is a messenger RNA of Mercenaria mercenaria, 393 nucleotides long. RefSeq names its product dynein light chain LC6, flagellar outer arm-like. The transcript is spliced from 2 exons. The record is from RefSeq and is a predicted model, not a curated record. Gene Ontology annotation, molecular function: dynein light intermediate chain binding; dynein intermediate chain binding. NCBI's taxonomy places the organism in Eukaryota, Metazoa, Mollusca, Bivalvia, Venerida, Veneridae. Gene Ontology annotation, cellular component: cytoplasmic dynein complex. Gene Ontology annotation, biological process: microtubule-based process; cilium assembly. The coding region runs from base 1 to 393 and encodes 130 amino acids.
AUGAUAGCAGCAAGAAUUCCGGUGAUAGGCACUAGAAUCACGGUGACAGCAGUAAAAUUCAUGGUGAUAGACAUUAGAAGCUCAGUGAAAGCAGUGAGAACCCCGGUGAUAGCAGGCACAAUGUCCGAAAGAAAGGCUGUAAUCAAGGAUGUGGACAUGGCCGAAGACAUGCAACAGGAUGCUGUAGACUGCGCUACACAAGCUUUGGAAAAAUUUAGCGCAGGACAAGACAUUGCGACGUUCAUCCAGAAAGAGUUCAACAAAAAGUACAAUCCUAUCUGGAAUUGUGUUGUUGGAAGGUCUUUCGGAAGCAAAGUCAUUCACGAAACUAAACAUUUUAUUAUCUCUACUCUACUUGGAGAAGUUAACAUUCUCCUAUUCAAGUCGGCUUGA